UCUGGCGUGAAUGAAGGAUUAUCGUUGGAAGGAACUCAACCGUCUCCAGCAAAAUGUUUAUUUAUGAGAGAAACUGGAGAAUGCAAGAGGAAAGCUGGAUAAAACCUGUCUAUUGAGGAUUUGUCACAGGGCGGGUGAAACCGCACUCAAUUCCAGACCAAGAUGUCCCGUGGCAUGUGCUUCUAUCUUUGGCUGCUUCUUCUGCUCUUUUCCAUAUUACAAGUGUCAUGUGAAGUCAGCGCUCCAUCGCACCUGCAGGCCGUUGCCGGGCAACCCUUCAUGCUGGGCUGCAACAUCACGAUAGGCAGCGGCCAAUCCCUGUCGCAGGUGCGCUGGCUAGAUGGGCGCGACCGCACCAUCCUCUCCUACCUCGCCGACGAGCCACACAAGGUCACCCAGACUACCGGUAACCGCGUGGAGCUGGCCGCCUCGCACAGUCACGACAGUGCCAUCCGGAUCAAGAAAGCCACAUCGCGAGACGCUGGGUGCUACCGCUGCGUUUUUGAUGUUUACCCCACGGGGCAGCAGGAGGGGAGGACCUGCCUCUCUGUCCAGGCGAGGGUGGAGUUAGAGGGUAACAAGACGGUGGUGAGUGGCAAAGCAGCCACCCUGACGUGCCGCUAUCCCCUGGCAGAGCAGGUGGAGCAGGUGCUCUGGAAGAAGACGGCGGAGCAGGGGGACACCUCCACCGUGGCCUCCUACGUUCGGCGUGGCGCCCCACGUGUGGAGGAGCCCUUCCGUGGGCACGUCAACCUAAGCAGGUCCCUGAACCAAACAGAGCUCAGGCUGAGUCCGGUCAGCACAGAGGACGAGGGCUGCUACACCUGUGAGUUCCACACCUACCCGGAGGGCACCAGGAGUGCCAUGGCCUGCCUCAUUGUAUACGUUCUCCCCAAGCCUGAGAUCACCCACGUCACAGUGUCCCCCGGUGUGGUGGAGGUGAACUGCUCGGCGGUGUCGCGUCCGGCCUCGCGGCUCUCCUGGAACGUGGAGGGGGACAACCGCACCGUGGGCCCCCCCGUGUCCUCCUACUACGAGCAGGGCGACGGCACCACACUCGUGGUCAGCUCCGUGCUGGUGCAGCAGCGCCUGAUGGACGACAGGACCAUCGUGUGCCGAGCUCACCACCAAGGCCUGCAGGCUGCCGCGUCGGCCUCUGUGAACAGAGCCAGGCGCUCCCACAUCAUUGUCCUCAUCAUGAUGUUUAUCGUGGCAGCGCUGCUGUUGUGUCUGUGUAUGUGUGUGACCAAACGUUCCCCAUGCUGA
Molecule: messenger RNA, 1266 nt
Organism: Engraulis encrasicolus (European anchovy)
Lineage: Eukaryota; Metazoa; Chordata; Actinopteri; Clupeiformes; Engraulidae
Exons: 8
Coding region: 163-1266 (367 amino acids)
Biological process (GO): heterotypic cell-cell adhesion; negative regulation of neuroinflammatory response
Cellular component (GO): neuronal cell body; cell surface; axon
Molecular function (GO): cell-cell adhesion mediator activity
Source: RefSeq, a predicted model, not a curated record